CCAGGUUUUCGUGGACAACUCAGUGAAGGGAUCUUCAAAAACCUGCGGAGAACUACUGGACUGUUCUCCUCAAAACCUACCCCUAGGUUCUGAUCUUUCAGUUACAGAAAACCGGGGACAUUUCCGGGGACAGCAGUAGCCGGGGACAGGUCACUGAAAUCGAGGACUGUCCCAGAAAACCGGGGAUGGACGCUAGGCGUCGCCCAGGACUGUAUACAUACAAUACCACUUACUAUGGUCCCAACAGCACAGAGAAUGUAAUAAAAUAGAGAGCAUACAAUAAUGCCUCUUGUGUGUGAGACUCGGAGUUGAAUACUUUUGCCAUUAGUCUGUAUGACUGCCUCAUUUAAUAGGUAUCUCACUAAACAAUUAAGUUAGGUUUGUCCAAACCCAAUCUUUCCCCCCUCUUAAACUACAAUCUCUAUCCUCAGGCUAAAACAAUGGCUUCAGACUUGCAGACGGAAGGAUAUAAUGAAAGUGACUGCAGAGUAUGCCUAUAUCAAUUUAAGACACUGCAGUCAACAUUUCACGGAUUCCUGCUUUAUGAAUGUGCAGGAGAGAAGGAAAUUGGUUUGGGAUGCAGUUCCCACUCUGUUUGAUAUUCCAAACCCUCCUCGCAAAUCUCCGAAGAGGAAGCCGCCCAAACUCCGUGAUCCACCUCCUCCAGCAAAAAAAAAAAGAUGGUUAUUAAGUAACCCAGAGAAGCCUGAUACAGAUAAACCAGAUGCUGGUAGCCCAUCUCUACCUGGUGCUGAUGGACACUCAUCAUCUCUACUUGAUGCUGGAAGUUCCUCAACAAUUGACCCAGAUACACCAUCAGAGCCCAAAACAACUCAUAUAUCGUCACAAACUGGAAAAUACAUAAGUUAAAUAAUGAUUUUCAAAGCUCUCAAGUUAAGAAGGAAAGUAGAAAAUCUUUGAUUUUAAAACAUAAGUAAUAUUUUAUAAAGAAGUAAUGCCUUUUUUUUUCUUUGGUGCUAAUUGUCGUACAGGUGUGUGUCUCAGUACUGUACUAUAUUAUCAAUGUGCUGUUGCUAAGUUUAUACCUUUUUCUUUUUUUCCUUGGUGCUAAUUGUACCGUACAGGUGUGUGUCUCAGUACUGUACUGUAUUAUCAAUGUACUGUUGCUAAGUUUAUGCCUUUUUUUUUUUCCUUGGUGCUAUUUGUACCAUACAGGUGUGUCUCAGUACUGUACUAUAUUAUCAAUGUACUGUACAACUAUGAGUUGCAAAGUUUACACCCUUUUUUUGAGAUGGUGAUAUCAUUGUACUGUAUACAGUACUAUAUGCUGUCUCUCACUAUAUCAUUAAUGUACUGUACAACUAUGAGAUGUAAAAGUUUUUCCCUUCUUUUAGAAUAAAGAUUAACUAAAGUACGGAUCGAUA
Messenger RNA from Portunus trituberculatus (swimming crab), 1385 nucleotides. Its product is annotated as THAP domain-containing protein 8-like. Bases 472 to 870 code for a protein of 132 amino acids. The record is from RefSeq and is a predicted model, not a curated record. The transcript has 2 exons. NCBI's taxonomy places the organism in Eukaryota, Metazoa, Arthropoda, Malacostraca, Decapoda, Portunidae.